CACUUGUCAUUCGUAGAUUACUAUUGUGAACUGUCGAUUCGGGGGCAAUUUAGUAGCAUAAAUUCGUCGCAACUGCCUGCAAAAAUGUUCUCGAGAGCCGCUCUUCUCACAGCCCAGCGCCCCUUGACCGUGGCCGCCACCCGGUCGGCUGCUGCUGCCGCCGCUUCGCCCGCCGGUGGUGCCGUCGAACGCCGCCAGCGUCCAGAGCACCCUGGCAAGGUUCGCCUGGGCUUCAUUCCUGAGGAGUGGUUCCAGUUCUUCUACAACAAGACCGGUGUCACCGGACCCUACACUUUCGGCGUGGGUCUGAUCACCUACUUGUGCUCCAAGGAAAUCUACGUCAUGGAGCACGAGUACUACAGCGGUCUGUCCCUUGGCAUCAUGGCCGUUAUCGCCGUCAAGAAACUCGGCCCAGUGAUUGCCAAGUGGGCUGAUGGCGAAAUCGAUAAAAUCGAGGCUGAGUGGAAGGAGGGACGCGAAGCCGAACUCAAGGUGCUGUCCGACGCCAUUGAGGCCGAGAAGAAGGAGCAGUGGCGUGCUGAUGGUGCCCUGCUGCUGAUGGAGGCCAAGAAGGAGAACAUUGCCUUGCAGCUGGAGGCCGCUUUCCGUGAGCGUGCCAUGAACGUCUACUCUGAGGUGAAGCGCCGCCUGGACUACCAGGUGGAGUGCCGUCACGUCGAGCGCCGUUUGAACCAGAAGCACAUGGUCAACUGGAUCACCAGCAACGUGCUGGCCAGCAUCUCGCCCCAGCAGGAGAAGGAGACCCUCAACAAGUGCAUUGCUGACCUGAGUGCUCUGGCCCUGCGUGUCAAGUCCGCUUAAACGACUCGAGUUUUAGUUGUUAAAUUGUAAAUUAAAACCCAUUCGAGACGCAGCAACCAUAUGGAAUAUGCCCGCAAGAUGAUAAAUCGAUCCAAUAUAUCUUUGAACAAUCUGUGUCUGAAAA
Molecule: messenger RNA, 946 nt
Organism: Drosophila bipectinata
Lineage: Eukaryota; Metazoa; Arthropoda; Insecta; Diptera; Drosophilidae
Gene: ATPsynB
Product: ATP synthase subunit b, mitochondrial
Biological process (GO): proton motive force-driven ATP synthesis
Molecular function (GO): proton-transporting ATP synthase activity, rotational mechanism
Source: RefSeq, a predicted model, not a curated record